GUUCGCACGUUUUCGUAGCAUGUCAAAAAGUGUCGCCGAACAAUAUCAAAUCAAAAAGAAGCGCAGAAAACAUAUAACAAAAACAAGAACAACAGCAGACGACAAUUGCAACCGCCACCACCACCACCAACUAAACAAUAAGAAUAACAACAACAACAACAACAACAUCUGCUACAAGUACAAAAAUCAAAUAAUAAAUUAUAAAAAAUUCAAACGAGACGAAAAUUACUUCGCUCACAUCGAGCGUCGCAUACGUGACCGCGGGCAGAUAGCCAAAGGCAUAAAACCAACAACAAGGGCUGCAAUAGGAACAAAAAUAACAACAACUACAACACCAACAACAGCAGCAGCACUGGUAACCAUGCCGCUCUCUCGGGGCUACUAUGUGAAGCCCUCGCUGGCGACCAAGCGGGGCGGCCUCAAGCCUUUGAAACUGGGCGAGGCGAAGCGCAGCAAGUCGCAUACGCAGGAGAACGAUGAGAUAUUGGGGCUGACACAAAGCUCGAUGCUGCAACACGACAGCUAUAAUCAGCGACCGAAGAAUUCGUUGCAUCUCACAUACCUCCUGGGCGAAUCGCUUGCCAAGAAGGGCCGUCUGCCCUCCGCCUUCAAUGUCUACGAAAACAUUGCCAGUCGCCAGCUGGAUGGCUACGUCCCGCUCGAUAAGCUGGGCGUGCUGGCCCAUGCGGUCACCGCCCACAUCCGUCAGCUGGCAGGACACGAGGCCGCAGCGAAGGCACGCUGCCAGAGCACACGCCAGCAUUUGGACAACUGGACGGCGCAGACGUUGGACCUGAGUCAGCACAAGGAGCUGCAAAUGGAGCUGGACAGCCGAGAGCUGCGCGUCUCGAGUCCUGCACACUGCGAGGACUACGAUCCGCUGCACUGUCCGCUCUGUCGCGACACCCUCCGCUGUCCCGUCACCACCAACUGUGGCCACACCUUCUGUCGACAAUGCUGCGAAACCAUAACCAUGUGCAACAUCUGCCACGUGAAGUUCCCGCGCAGUGCCGACCCACAAAUGGGCGUGGCGAGCAUGGGCGGUGGUGCGUUGACCACAACCACCAGCAGUAGCACCACAGCCUCGCCAGCGAGUCGCUUCUUUGCGGGAUUGGGCAAUUCGAGUGCUUUGAGUGUGCCGUCCACAGCGAGUUUUCCUGGCAACUUCGGGCUGCGUUCGCCCGUCCCUGCGCCCACCACAGUCACCACCACCACAGUGGCCUCCACCACGGCCACAGCGACCACCACAAUGGCCUCCACAUCCGCGGCAGCAGCAGCAGGCCUGGGCUAUGUGGCCGCCUUGGGAUCGCCUUCCCUCGGACGAACCGCCAAUGCCAUGAAAUUCAUGCCCGACGUCCUCAUCCGACGUCUGGUGGAGAAGUGGUGGGGCGCCGACUUGCAGGCCAAGAAGAUUAACGAGAAGGCCAGCAGCUGCAUGCAUUUAAAUUUACUCGACGAUGCCCUCAAGUUCUGCAAUGCCAGUCUGGAGAAAGCGCCCACGAACUUUAAGAGUCUUUGCCUACGUGCCGAGGUGCUGCUAAAGUUAAGUCACUUCCAAAGCUCUUUGGCGGACAUUGAGAAUGCGCUGAAGACGCGCUGCACAUCGCCCAAGGCACACUAUUUGCGAGCCUUGGCUUUGAGCGGGCUGGGCCGACUGGAGGAGGCGCUCUAUAAUGGAUUUCUGGCCAUUUGUCUCGACAAAACAACAAAUCUCAGCAGCUCGGAAUUAUUUCAACAUGAUCUCGCCAAGAUCUUGCAACGACUCUUGGCACAAACGCCCAAAAGUAAAGCGGAUGCGUCCGCGCAGCCCCAAUCCCGCAGCUACGGCACAAAAAUGCCGUAUGCGGCCUUUUGGGAGCUGCACAUGCGCAAGAAGCAGCACGGGGUGAUGGACAUCGAUGUGGAGGAUGAAUUCGGUAUUAGCUUUGAUAAGCCGUACGAUGAUAACUAUAUCAUGGCCGAUGAGGAGAGCGGCCCCCUGCAUAUGGAUGGUGAUUUCCUGUUCUCCAGCGCCCUCGACUUCAUGGACCAGCACAACGGCUAUGAUCUGCACAACGCCAAAGAGUUUGACUUGCAGGCGCGGCGGCAUGCAACGCGCAAGCAUUGCCGACGAAAAUGGCCGCAAAUCAACGCCGAGCAGCUGCUGCCCGCCAUGGAGUCACAGCAGAGCCGGCGAUGCAGUCGACUGUUUGGCGUAGUUUUGGAGCGGAUACAGCAGGAGCUGCAGAGACUGAAAAAGCUCGAAUCCUCAAAGGAUGCGCCGCACAAGCAGCUGACUUCCGUGCAGGGCCAGCAGAUCGAUGCGAGCGACUUCGACUGCGUGCUGUGCUGUCGGACGCUGUGGAAGCCGGUGGUGACGCCCUGCGGACACACCUACUGUCUGGUAUGCUUGGAUCGUUGCAUGGAUUACAACUCCUCGUGUCCAUUGUGCAUGUCACCACUUGUGGAACUAAAUGUCAAUAAUAAUCUGUAUCAGGGCUCAUCCUCGCCAGUACCCUUUGCGCUGGCCAAGCGGCCAGUUACGAAAUUCCUAGAAGCCGCAAUGAAACGAUUCAUUCCAGACCACUACGAGGCGCGCUUUCGUCAGGAAAUCGAUCAGGAGCCCUCAGUUCCUGUCUUCAUAUGCACCGCCGCCUUCCCCUCGGUGCCAUGCCCCCUCUUUGUCUACGAUCCGCGCUACCGCCUAAUGGUGCGACGUGCCGUCGAAUCGGGUGAGAAAACCUUCGGCAUUGUCCAGCCGCACGGCGGCAAGUCGCGUUACUACGAUGUGGGCACCAUACUGGACAUACGGGACUGUGUCCUGCUCGGCGACGGCUGCUCCAUACUGAGCACCAUUGGCUGCAAGCGCUUCAAGAUAUUGGCGCGCAGCGAAAAGGACGGCUACGAGACGGCCAAGGUGGAGUACAUCUGUGAUGAGCCCAUAGCCCCAGAGCAGGUGAAGGCAGUCGCCUCCAUGCACGCCCAGGUGCUCUGCAAGGCCAGCGGCUGGUUCGAGAGUCUCAGCACCGAGCAGAAGCACGAGAUAUUGCAGAGCUAUGGCGAGAUGCCGCCCCUUGAGCCCAACUGGGAGCUCAUCACAGACGGACCGGCCUGGGCCUGGUGGAUCAUAGCGCUGCUGCCCCUCUCGCAGCAACUGAAGGUGGACAUUCUAGCCACCACCUCGCUGGAGAAGCGUCUGCGCGCCAUAGACAAGACUCUGGACUGGCUGGAGCUGAGUCAGCAACAGCACCAGCAACAGACGCCCCAAUCGCCGCAGCAGCAGCCCCACGAUCUGUCCCUCGACUGUGAGGAGCAGCGUGUGGCGGUGGAGGGCAUCGAGUCCGGUGCUGCGGCGGGCGUCGACGAAUGCUGUCUCUAUGCCGAUGCCAGCGAGCCGCACACCGACGAGGAGCUGCUCCUGUAGUUACCCCACACACUACUCUAGCUUAGCUGUAGUCCUACUAUUACCUAGUACUAUGAUACUGUAUCUACUGUAAUCUACUGUAUCUGUAGCAUCGGUGUGUUAUAUAGUAUAUACUAAACAUGCAUACUGCAUACAUACAUACGCA
This is a messenger RNA of Scaptodrosophila lebanonensis, 3548 nucleotides long. RefSeq names its product LON peptidase N-terminal domain and RING finger protein 1. The coding region runs from base 20 to 3403 and encodes 1127 amino acids. The transcript has 6 exons. The record is from RefSeq and is a predicted model, not a curated record. Lineage: Eukaryota; Metazoa; Arthropoda; Insecta; Diptera; Drosophilidae. Gene Ontology annotation, molecular function: protein binding; metal ion binding.